AUGCCGCCGUCCUGCCCCUGGGCCUCUCCACCGCCUCAUCAGGCCUUUUCUAGGACGGGUUCCUGCACCUCAAACUCCCCACCGAGCCGCGCGCGUCGGCGACCGGCGAGGCCCUGCUGGUAUGGGGUGGAGCCGGCAGUGUGGGCAGCAACGCUAUCCAGCUGGGCGUGGCCGUGGGUUUAUGAGGCGAUUACCACGGCCUCGCCCAAAAACUUCGAGUAUGUCAGGAAACUCGGUGCCAGCCAGGUCGUCGACUACAACAGUGCCACCGUGGUCGAGGAGGUCGUCAACGCGCUCGACGGAAAGACACUGGCGGGGGCGAUGGACUGCAUCGGCUUCUCCACCACCCCACUCACCGUCGAGGUGGUCACGAAAUCUCGUGGAAGCAAGUUUGUCUCCACCGUUGAGGGGGGAUUCCAGGCGCCCGAGGGAGUAACGGUGAAAAGCGUAUUUGGUACGACGGUCAUGGAUAACCAGGUGGGAAAGGCUAUCUACGAGAAUUCCCUGCCCAAGGCUCUGAAAGCGCGGACUUUCAUCCCCGCCCCAGCCCCUCUGAUUGUCGGGAAGGGCUUAGAGAACGUGCAGGCGGCGGUAGAUCGACUGGCUGAGGGAAUUUCAGCUCAGAAGGUGGUGAUUUCUCUAUGA
Messenger RNA from Aspergillus melleus, 645 nucleotides. RefSeq lists its product as uncharacterized. Bases 1 to 645 code for a protein of 214 amino acids. The transcript has a single exon. The record is from RefSeq and is a predicted model, not a curated record. NCBI's taxonomy places the organism in Eukaryota, Fungi, Ascomycota, Eurotiomycetes, Eurotiales, Aspergillaceae. Gene Ontology annotation, molecular function: oxidoreductase activity, acting on NAD(P)H.